AUGUGCUUGUUGCAGUUGUUCAAAGCACUCGAGCAGCGAGGAGUUCAGUUGAAGUCAGACAAAGAUGAGAUUGAUACACUAAUGGAGACGGCCAUUUUGGCAUUGCGGACGUGUAUGGUCGAGCUGGAACGGGUUUUCACAUUGAGCGAUUGUUUCAAAUCCAAGUAUAUGCGUGAGUGCCUAUGCAAUUUUAACUUUUAAAGAUAUGGUUUUCAGAUGUAUUACGACGUACGGUUUGUCACGAAGCUCUUGUCGGAAACAACGGGGAAAGCGACGAUGAGCUGACAGAAAACCCGUUGAUUCCAGUUCUUGGAAUAUCCGAGGCAGCAAUCCAAGCACAACACGAUGCAAUGAAAGCCGCAUUAGCUGCGCUCCAAUCUGGAGCCUUCCCAUUCCCCCAGCAACUUGUCCAACAGCCACCGCCGACAGUCAUUCAACCAAUGCUGAAUUCCACUAUGCUCUCCAAUUCCCUCCAGGCCGCACUUUUAGAACGACCCUGGGAGUUACUCAGACAGGUGAGCUCAUUUUUGUAGUUUCAGCACGAAUUAUUCCAAUGUCAAUUUUCAGUUCAUGCUCCCACCAACGACUCCAGCAACGUUUGAAGGAGAUGACACUGCUCCGAAACCACCGUCCGAAAAAUCUCCAGAAAAAAGUGAAGAGGAGAAAUCACAAAAACUAUCGAAAUCUCCAGAAUCAAGCUGAAACUACCUCAAUUCCAGCCACUAUUAUACGAUGAUCUUUUGUUAUCUGAAUUAUGUUAUGGUUUCUAAUUAAUACACACCUGGACAUAAUUAUAAAGUCACUCUAUUUUUUGUUUUUCUCUAGAACUAAAAGUAAGACCGACAUGGGUCUUUCAAACAGUAAUCUUUGCCAGGAACCGCACAAAAUGAUUGAAAAAACCGGACAGUGCAGUUGAAAAAUUCCACCUCUUAUUGAGCACUUUUUAUGCUGGGACCAAAAUUUUAGGACCACUUCUUGAAUACGAAUUUUGAAAUGUCUCUCUUUUAAUCCACGUUUUUUUGCAACCGGUAAAUGAAGGUUGCAGUUUAACUCCCUACGAGUGAAAAAACACGAAGCUAGAGUAAAUCAGAUGAUUUCAACAAAAGGGAGAUGACAUGAGUGAUCUUAUUCCCCUUCCGUUCGAAUACAGUAACACAUCGCCCGAACCGCGCCCUUAGCCGCCAUUUGUAGUGAGGACCGGCGGCAGCAGCUUCAUCUCCAUCUUACACCACCUCCUCUUCUUUUCCAUCUUCAGCCGCUCUCUUCACACAUCUGGUUCUCGCCAUUGGUCUUUGUAUAUCGGCGGCGAAGCUUCGGACAAGGGAGGAAGAGGGGCUAUCCUUUUUUUCUUUUCUAUGUACAUACCCGUACAGUUCGUUGCAGCUUCUUCUUCUUCUUCUUCAUCUCCUUCUCUUCUUUCCUCCUUUUCGCCGCUUCUUCAUUCAUCUCGAAUCAGCUGUCGUGUCUCGUCGUUCGUCAAUUUAUUAUCUCUUCUGCUUUUUCUUUUUAUUCUUCUUCUCGUCUUUUUCUUCUCUUUUUGACCUAAACCUUUCAGCAGACAUGACUACAGUAGGCCUUUCUUCGAAACUCGCAUUAUUCAUCCUGUUACUCUUUGCAUGCCAACCAGGAACCUCACUAUUUGACGCAGAUAUUUCCAGCGCAACAGGUUUGAAACGAAAAAAAGGGAAAAUGUUCUAUCUGUGACUUCUAUUGUGAAAUUUAUGAUGUGAUUUCGGCAUGUUGUGACGAUUUGUCUACAGCUGAACAAAAAAGGAAAGUCUAGGCCAGCAAGCCAUCAGAAGGAUGUAUACUUCGCAAAUCCAGUUCCUCGGCAACGUUUCUGUGGCCGCCAUCUUGUUGAUAUUGCCUAAUCGAAACUGUUGACUGGUGGCAAUGCGUGAUCGGCUUAAAAAAUGAGGACAUCAUCUCAAUUGAAAACUUUUUGAACAAGGUUUUUUGGGCGCAUAGAUCAAAUUGGUUGAGCCCAGAAAGAAAUGGAAAUUAAGUUUCUUUCAACUUUUGCAUAUUCAGAACAAUUAACGAAAUGUUUUCUCUGGAUCUCAAAUUUAACAAGAUUUAAUCAAAAGUCUGAAAAACAGUUCAUUCUGAAUCCUUAUAAUCACACAAAUCACAAAAAAGAAAAAAAUAUCGAUCCUUUUCGGUCCGCUUCUAAACUUUUUUUCCAGAAGGCGAACUCGAACAAAUGCAGAAAUAUCUAUCCAAAAAACUUACACUAAUCGAGAACGCCAUCAAAAAUUCUCGUCGAAAACGAUCGGUCUCUCCAAUUUCUGCCUCACUGCCCAAUCGGUGAUUCGACAAUAUUCAUUCAAUACAUUCAAUUCUUAUUCCAUAUACAUCUUCAGAGAAUCGGCCGGGUUCUUGAGUAGAAUUGGAGCGAUAAAAAAGACGUUGGAGGAGGUGAAACCAGUUUCGAAUAAUAUCACACUAACGCCGACGAGUGAGAACUUGGAUGGGCCUACACCACAAGCUGAUAUUUCAUCACCACAGCCCAAAUUUGAAUCCGGAAAAUUUCAGCAUGUAGGAUUCGUUGACAUUUGUUAUAAGUUUUCAAAAUAUUGAUGUAGAUCAACGAUUCACUCCUCACGGAAUGCAAAACACUGUCUCAGCCAGAGCUCGUGGCGGAGCUCAAACAAAAAGGAACUUACAAUCCAGAACUCAUGGCAUGGGAUGCACUAGGAGUUAUCCGAUUUUUAGAUCGAACGAUUCAUGAGCAUUAUCAGGUGUUUUAUCUUGAUAUGCAGUCAUCAAAGAAUUGAAAACUCAGAAAUCAUCAGCAAAAAACAAAUCAAAGACAGAGGUGAUCGAACGGAAUGUGGAAGCUUUGGAAAAACUUAUGAGAGAGUUGAACGUGACUUGUGACUUAAGAUCUGAUGAGAUCAGGCACAAGUUCCACAAUAUUUCUUUGUACGUCUCACUUAUUUCCAUAAGAUUCUUUAAAAAAUCCAAAUUUUAGCGUUGACCCACGAAGAACAGUUUUCUCUCCGUCCUUAAGGCGAUCGAAGAGAAUGGACGGUAUUGAGGAAUUUUUGAAGGUUCUGAAUGUGACUCAACCAGUUGAUGAGCCGGUAUCCAGGCUUUACGAUCAACCACUUUCAGUUGAGAAUGAGAGGAUUACGUACCGGCAGAAAUUGAUAGGUAAGCAUUAGAAUGAAGACUGAAAUUAGCUGAAAGGAAUCCUAAUUUCAAGUGUGGCUGAUUUAGAAAGUUCUGGAUACAGUUUUUCGUACAUUGAUUGUGGCUCGCAUUGACACGAUAGGAAAACAUCCUUUAUUAAAAUCCAUGUUUUUACAGGUGAAUCACAUAUAGUGCCAUUCGGAUGUGAUAAGAGAGGAGCGGAAGAAGACGGAUAUCUGCGUUUAUGCGGAGCGUGCCAGGCUAUCCGCCGUCUACCCGACACUUUUUUCCCUCCAUUUAUCAACGAAGUGACAUGCGAUACUGAUAAGGCGUGUCUCUAUUUCUAUGACUAUCGUAAGGGUUUGCGAACAGCAAAUUUUAUAUCAAAAUGCAUAACUUCAGCGCAUGGAAAAUGCCGUCAAAAGCACAUGAACUUUGUAGUUUUACGGAACGUUGGCACAAAAGAAUGUCAAGUUUGGAAAAAGUUCAAUCUGAAUGUACGGGUCUCUUGUGAGUGUUUCGUUGGUGAGUUAUGCACUGGUCCUGCAAAGUUAUAUGUGAUUUUUACAGAUGAAAUGUCCUUUUUCGCAAAGUACGUGUGA
Caenorhabditis sp. 36 PRJEB53466 is the source of this 3737-nucleotide messenger RNA. NCBI's taxonomy places the organism in Eukaryota, Metazoa, Nematoda, Chromadorea, Rhabditida, Rhabditidae. The record is from the annotation of a GenBank genome assembly.